Messenger RNA from Phragmites australis (common reed), 1815 nucleotides. Its product is annotated as protein WVD2-like 1. The transcript is spliced from 7 exons. Gene Ontology annotation, biological process: microtubule cytoskeleton organization. NCBI's taxonomy places the organism in Eukaryota, Viridiplantae, Streptophyta, Magnoliopsida, Poales, Poaceae. The record is from RefSeq and is a predicted model, not a curated record. Bases 296 to 1426 code for a protein of 376 amino acids. Gene Ontology annotation, molecular function: microtubule binding.
CCUGGCCGCGACCCACGCCCAAACACACACGAGCGCACGCGGGCAGAGGCUGCGAGCUGCGAGGCGAGGCGAAGGCCCGGAGAGAGUGGUGAGGUGAGGCAGCGGAGGGCGGAGGAGGCUAGGCAGACGGCGCGGCGGCCCGUGUCCCCUGGCAGCGUCGGCGGGCGCAGCGGGAGCGGGUGAGGAGCAAAGGGGACGCGGCGCGGCGGGGUAGGGAGCUGCCGUUUGGGUACCGACCGGCACAACGGCGGCGGCGGCGGAGGCCAACGGCGGGGGCGGGGACCCCGCCGCUGCGAUGAGGCGACGCUGGGAUCUACCCGGCAAGGCGGCCGAGAACAUUGCAAUGGGGAAAGAAGUUUUAGAUAUGUCUACAGAUGAAGAAUCAGAUUGUGUUGUUAUAUGUCCACCUAAUGGAAAUGCUGACCACGUGGAAGUUGUGAGUGGCAGUCAUGAUGAAGAUUCUCCAGAAGGGAAAGAGACACCUUACGUUAUAGACUCACAUAUGGAUGACAAUGGCCAAGAAGACAUGCCUGUGAGCCAAGAUUCGCCGAAGCUGAUUCAUCAACAGAAGUCUGCUCUCCCCAAUUCACCAGCAAAACCUGGUAUAGCUGGACAUCAAGGGACUAGCCAUACUGUUCCUGAGCCAUGCACUAUUGCAACUGAAAGGAGAUCAUCUGGAGCAGGAAAUUGUAUUCCAGUCGUUCAUCCCACCAGCAGCGGAGAAAAACUUUCUGAUAAAAGCAGCUCCUCAACAAGAAGCAUGGCAAAGAAGAGUCUAUCAGUCACACCCAGGAAGCCUCUCCAACCUGACAAUACUUCUCACAGUCAAGAAGAGGACUCAUAUUCUGUCACUUCUUCAACUGUAACUUCAGCAAGAGCUGGAAAAACUAAGAAAACAACUGUUCCUGUUGCACCUACAUUCGUAUGUGCUAAUCGUGCUGAGAAGAGAGGAGAGUUUUAUACAAAAUUAGAAGAGAAGCGCAAGGCUUUGGAAGAGGAGAAACUCCAAGCAGAGGCCAGGAAAAAGGAAGAGGAAGAAGAAGCUCUAAGACAACUAAGGAAGAAUUUGGUUGUCCGUGCGAAACCCAUGCCAAACUUCUACCAGGAGGGACCCCCACCAAAGGUUGAACUUAAGAAGGUGCCUCCAACUCGCGCCAAGUCACCGAAAUUGACACGGAGAAAGAGCUGCAGUGACACCCCUCAUACACCAGAGGGGGGAAAUGGCAGUGCAGUAUGUUGCCGGUUACAUCGUCAAAGCAUUGGGAACUCCAAAGAUGUUAACAGCAAGGCACAAUGUUCUCCGAAGAGCUCUCCGAAGACUGGAUCAGCUACGAAAUCCAGGGCAACCAAAGCCAGGGAAGACCUGAAAGCUGUCAUGAAGAAUGUGGGGCAGCCAAGCUCUGCGAAUGUCGCUGUACAAAUCUAACUCAUGAGGCAUUCUCAUUCCCAUGUCAUUUUUCAUUUUAAUUUAUACCUCAUCACCAAAGGACGGCCUCAUGCCCUGACAACAGUGUGUUUGUUGCUAGAUUAUUUUUGCGUUGUUCCUUGUAAGAACCUUGCUACCAAGACCAUGCGCUGUUCUGUGUUGUAAAUUUGUUGAGGGUUUUGUAAGGGGGUAACUGAGUUGGUUCUGUAAGAACUAAGCUGGCAGCCGACGAGCUGUUGGAGUGACAUUUCUGUUGUACGGCGGCAUUCGCAGAUCCUAUGUAUUGUAUCAGAGCUGUAACUAAAUGUGGGCAAAUGAUCUGUGAUUGUUGUUGCAAAAUCUGAUAAGGUUCAUCUUUCAAGUAUCCUUAUGGAUCUGAAUCUUGGCCA